CGAAGGAGCAGAGAGAACGAAGUAUCUUAUCAACAUGAAUUACGUCUUACCCUUGAAUACGAGAAGAAAUGCGAAAAAAGAGCAGUAGAAACCAUUGAAGAAUGCGAGGUACGCCUCAUUUGUGACCGUAACAGAAAAUGCCAAAAAGUAGUAUUAGAAACCGAUGAACAACGCGAAAAACACCUAAACGAUCGUUGUAAAAGAAGAUAUCAACUAAGAACUAUUAUUGAACAUCAAAACCAAAAUGUCGAUCCGCAGCAACAAUUUAGUAAACCUCAAAAUAAUAAAAAUAUCAUAACCACGCAUAUUAAUUUACCUAUUACUGCUGCUGAUAUUA
Molecule: messenger RNA, 337 nt
Organism: Acaulospora morrowiae
Lineage: Eukaryota; Fungi; Glomeromycota; Glomeromycetes; Diversisporales; Acaulosporaceae
Source: the annotation of a GenBank genome assembly